AUGGAUGUCCAUGAAGAUCAAGAUUUAGAUGGGUUACCAAAUGUACCAUCAUCAAGAUACCGAAACUUGGAUGUUCAUGAUGCCAAUAUUGAAGAUGGUAAUCCGGCUAAUUGGAUUGGAAAAGACUUUGAUGAUCAACUUUAUUUGAGUGAAGACAUGGGGUUGCACCUAGUGGCUCUGGCGAAGGUGAAACUCCUAGGGGUUUCUAAGCUCCAUGGUGCACCAUUUGUAGCCAUCUUGGCAUGGCCAUUCUUUCUAAAAGUAGUAUUGAGUUUGAGACCUUUUCAAAAUCUUAUCAUGUCUGUGGCACAAGAGUCGAGGCUUUUUGUGUUUCAGUUGAACCAGAUAAUCGGUUUUCAAGCUGCUGGUAGAUCUAGAGCUGAUCAUGGAUUUGAUGGAAAUAGGACAAGAUGGGAGCGAGUUAUCCGAUUAGUGCAGGAAAGGUUGCCGAAUGUUGGCCGGUCGAUGCCGUUUGAAGAUUAUGACCAAAGCUUGCAAGUUCUCUCGAUUGUAGCCUUUUGA
Messenger RNA from Lactuca saligna, 522 nucleotides. The record is from the annotation of a GenBank genome assembly. NCBI's taxonomy places the organism in Eukaryota, Viridiplantae, Streptophyta, Magnoliopsida, Asterales, Asteraceae.